AUGAAAGCUUUGCUGGAUUCCAGCCAUUUACCAGUGCAUUACCCAACAGAACACAUCUCCCAAGUGACAGCGGCACAGUUGCCAGAGUGCUCACUCAAGACUGUCAAGGCUUUCUUUCCCAAAAUGAUGGAGAUGGACCAUGGUCACUUUGUGACGAUAGCAGGAUCCUUGGGCCUCUUUGCAACAGCUUGUAUGGCAGAUUACUGUGCGAGCAAGUUCGCAGCAGCUGGAUUCCAUGAAGCUCUUAGCCAUAAGCUGAAAGCCAAGCAAAUCAAUGGAGUGAAGACUACCCUGGUGUGCCCCUAUCUUGCAGGCAUGUUCACUGGAUGUAGAAUCAGGCGAAAGCUGGAUGCUCUUCUCUCUCCAUUAAAACCAGAUGACUGUGUGAAGACAGCAAUGAAAGGAAUACUGAAUAAUCAGCCCAUAAUAUGUAUCCCCAGAAUAAUGUACUUUGCAGUAGUUUUAAAACACCUCCUUCCAUGGGAUGUUCAAGUUCUUGUUCACAAGUUUUUGGGUAUUGAUAAAUGCAUGCAUCCAUUCAUUAGAGAAAGGGGCGAAAUGCCAUCUCAUAGCAAAAGGAAGAUGAAGAUUGGUACUUGCAUGGAUUUAUUAACAGCUUCUGGAACACUUUCUUAAUCUAAACUCAGCUGGGAAAACCUGGUGAAUAAACUCACUUCAAUGUAGAAACACUUAAGAUAGCAUCUUAUAUUGAUCCAUACUUUAUCUUUUGGUCUAUGUCUACAGGCUUUCAGGAGAAUUCUGAUGACACCAAGCAUUUAUGUAAUAGCUACUACACACAAGGGGAGGGCUAGAUGAAGGAUAUAAAUACAUGCAUUAGCACUUGAUGCUUAGUUCCUUCACGGCACAUAGGCGCUUCUGAAAAUCCCAUCCUUUAGUCUUUAUGCAUUAAAGCAGGAAGAGAUCAGGUCUUUGA
Messenger RNA from Chelonoidis abingdonii (Abingdon island giant tortoise), 934 nucleotides. RefSeq names its product retinol dehydrogenase 10-B-like. Gene Ontology annotation, molecular function: oxidoreductase activity, acting on the CH-OH group of donors, NAD or NADP as acceptor. NCBI's taxonomy places the organism in Eukaryota, Metazoa, Chordata, Testudines, Testudinidae. The record is from RefSeq and is a predicted model, not a curated record. Gene Ontology annotation, cellular component: lipid droplet.